Messenger RNA from Charadrius vociferus (killdeer), 900 nucleotides. Its product is annotated as regucalcin. Lineage: Eukaryota; Metazoa; Chordata; Aves; Charadriiformes; Charadriidae. The transcript has 6 exons. Bases 1 to 900 code for a protein of 299 amino acids. The record is from RefSeq and is a predicted model, not a curated record. Gene Ontology annotation, biological process: L-ascorbic acid biosynthetic process. Gene Ontology annotation, molecular function: calcium ion binding; enzyme regulator activity; gluconolactonase activity.
AUGUCAUCAGUGAAGAUCGAGUGCAUUGCCAGCGAGGGCUACCGCAUUGGGGAGUCGCCCGUCUGGGACGAGCGGGAGAGCGCUCUCCUCUGCGUGGACAUCACCGGGAGGAAGGUGUGCCGCUGGAGCUCGCUCACCAAGCAGGUGCAGGCCAUCGCUGUGGAUGCUCCUGUGAGCUCGGUGGCUCUCCGUAAAUCUGGGGAUUAUGUCAUCACCCUGGGAACCAGGUUUGCUGCUUUGAAAUGGAAAGAGCAGCUGGUAACCACGAUUACUCAUGUGGACAAGGAUAAGCCAAACAACCGAUUCAAUGAUGGAAAAGUGGAUCCUGCAGGGCGGUAUUUUGCAGGUACGAUGGCUGAGGAGAUUCGACCUGCCGUGCUGGAAAGACGCCAGGGCUCUCUGUAUACACUCUUCUCUGACCUCUCAGUGGUGAAGCACUUUGAUCAGGUGGACAUUUCUAACGGGCUGGACUGGUCGUUGGAUCACAAAACCUUCUUUUACAUUGACAGUUUGUCCUACUCAGUGGAUGCCUUUGAUUAUGAACUCCAAACUGGAAAAAUUGGCAACCGUAGGAGUAUAUACAAACUGGAAAAAGAGGAAAGCAUUCCUGAUGGGAUGUGCAUUGAUACAGAAGGCAAACUCUGGGUAGCUUGUUAUGACGGUGGGAGAGUGAUUCGUCUUGACCCUGAGACGGGUAAAAGACUCCAGACUGUGAAACUUCCUGUUGACAAGACAACUUCCUGCUGUUUUGGAGGAAAGGAUUAUUCAGAAAUGUAUGUGACUUCUGCCAGUGAUGGGAUGGAUAAAGAUUGGCUUUCACGGCAGCCGCAGGCUGGUGGGGUCUUCAAGAUAACUGGGUUAGGGGUGAAAGGAGUCCCACCUUAUCCAUUUGCAGGUUAA